Messenger RNA from Zingiber officinale, 935 nucleotides. RefSeq lists its product as uncharacterized. The transcript is spliced from 8 exons. The coding region runs from base 99 to 602 and encodes 167 amino acids. The record is from RefSeq and is a predicted model, not a curated record. Lineage: Eukaryota; Viridiplantae; Streptophyta; Magnoliopsida; Zingiberales; Zingiberaceae.
UCAAGCUCAGUCCAGCAGCAGCUGCUAGUUGGUCUUUGGAGGAAUUGUAUGUGCUGAGGCAAGGCCUUGUAGAAUAUGCUACUGAACCAACUAGUAUAAUGAAGUAUAUCAAGAUAGCAGCUAAGCUUCCUGAGAAGACAGUGAGGGAUGUCGCCAUGAGGUGCCAGUGGAUAGCUAAGGAGAGUGGGAAAAGACGCAAGUUAGGAAGUUACUAUGCUGAAAAGAAGGAAAAGGUGGUGUAUUCUUCCUCACUGAGUACUGUAACUUCUGUUCAACCAAAGGGCACCACCUACUCUUCUUUGAGGAUAUAUGAUGUGCCCAGCAAUAAACAGCCCAGUCAAGGAGCUUCUCCAGUGAACACUGAGACACAAUGCCUUCUAAUGGAGAAUUGUAACCUUCUCAAUCAGAUUGGGUCAAACCUCGAAUUGAGUAAGCUAGAAGAUAAUAUCAACCUAUUCUACCGAACAAGAGUGAACAUAGCAACCGUUUUAAAUAGGAUGAGUGACAAACUAGGAAUGAUGAGUCAGAUGCCUCCAUUGCCGGUGCUAAUUGAUGAUAACCUUUUCCAGCCCAUUCUUCCCCUAGCUAGACAGGUUCUGUAAGAGGAAGAUCAUUUGCCUGCUUCAUGAAUGCUGCUGAAAUUUCUGUCGAAGCUUGUUUGUAGGUAUACUAUGCUCUUCCCGGGUGAUCCAAUCAGGUUUAGGAGCACAUCAACCUGAAGAUCAACUAGGUUCCAAUCGAUGCCACGACAUUCAGUAUAAUCUAGCAAUGAAAAUUCAACUUCUCCUGCAAUUGCCCAUGUCUGUCCAUCUGAUAGCAAGUAUUCCGGUCACACUAGCGUAAGCACUUUGGUCGAACAAAGUUAUUCAGUGCUCAAUCUUCGAACUGUAUCAGGUUGAACGAACUAUAAUGGAAGAGACAGGACACUUUUAUCA